CAGUCAGGUAUUGGAUUUCAACGUGCUUGAGUCCGAUACUGCGCUCCAAUCACGUAGCAGCCUGCCGUGUGACGCAUCGUGAUUUGUGCAUCAUAAUAUCACGACGAUCAAGGCGCCUUUCAAAUCUGAACGCUGAGCGCUUCUCACAGUCCUCGUUACUUACCGUCGGCAUUGGGCAAUCACAUGCACAUUCGACAGCAGAUUUCCAUUCAGUCACCCGUUGUCACUGCCACUCGCAAAUGUCCGCCCCAGACACCUUCGGCUUGCAGUUAGCCAAGUAUACUAACGUCGCUGCAUCAGCAAUUUUAAUUUAUGACUACUUUGUCACGCUACACUCUGAAGUUCAAUGGACCUGGGGACGGAAGUGGGGAAUAAUUCGCACUGCCUUCACGGUUUCACGAUAUGUACCUUUUGCCGGUGCACUUUUGACCUCGUACUCCGCUGUCAAGACAUGGGGUGCGCAAGAUUGUGCACCCUUUAACAAUGCUGUAAAUGGCAUACAUUUCUUGGGCAUUAUUGCCUCGGAAGGAUUAUUGAUCGCCAGGGUCUACGCCUUUUCUGGCAACAAGAAAGUUUAUCUUAUCAGUCUUCUCUCCUUUGGUUUGGUCAUCUUGGUGACGUCUGUGAUUCUAAGUGCUGCUCCCAUCAAUUCAAACAUUCCAGAAGUCGCGCCGCCUUCAAGUUGCGCGUUUGAGGAGGUUCGUGGCAUUGCCCUCCCAUAUGGACUUGCAAUUUUAUUCGAGACUCUUCUCAUGUCCGUCACUGCAUUUUUGAGAUAUCGACACUACUUUGAGUCUCAUAGCACGCUCAUAAAGAGUAUCUAUCGUGAUGGACUCCUCUACAUGUUCUGCAUCACAAUGAUGUCCACAUUCAAUGUGAUUGUUAUCGCUGCGCUACCUCUCUCGUACAGCGAGACGCUAAACGCCCCUCAAGUUGUUGCGCACAGUGUUCUUGCUUCUCGAAUACUAUUCAAUCUUCAAGUGAGCAGCGAGCUACCAGGCUUGCCCACCGAGCGAUUGACGUCUUCGAUGGAAUUGCUGUCCCGUCCACAUGAGUUUCAAGCAUGGUCUGAUGGUAGCGAGAUGGUUGCUGGUUCUGUCCAGCCAGAUUGGCAAGCUUAGGCCUGCUAAUAGUCUGUGUAUGCGUUCUCUGCGCCAACAAGCACGUCAAUGCGGACAUUUUCUGCAUGGAGAACAAAUGUAGAAUGCAUCCUAGUCAAUGAACUGUGCUGCAGGACAUCGUUACGAACACAAUUUGGGCCUAGCUAAGUUAGUCGCGUGCUCAUCCUCGAGUACAUCCAUUUGUCGCCUCUGUUCCGUGCAUCGUUUCUGUUCCGUUUGUCAU
This is a messenger RNA of Suillus clintonianus, 1344 nucleotides long. RefSeq lists its product as uncharacterized. NCBI's taxonomy places the organism in Eukaryota, Fungi, Basidiomycota, Agaricomycetes, Boletales, Suillaceae. Bases 240 to 1121 code for a protein of 293 amino acids. The transcript is spliced from 17 exons. The record is from RefSeq and is a predicted model, not a curated record.